AUGCCGCUAGCGCAUCUCGACAGCGACAACAAUGCCAUCUUCUACCUCAUGAACUCGCCCUUCUUCGACGGAGAGAGCAACAACAGCGCCGUAUACUCGACUGCACAAGGCCACCCCAAUGGCAUGCAACUACUAAACGACCGCCCCACGUAUGAGGCUGAGCUGCGGAAAUACAACUCUGGGCUACAGUUCAUCGUCGCAGGCGAGCCGAAGGCCGAAGGACAGCCAUGGCUCAUACAACGGCAGCGCAAGGUCGAGAACAGAGAAACUGGGAACCCGGAGACAGUGAACGAGGGGAACUACUACACGCAAGGCACAAGACUGCUCAUGGCGCCGAGCCUGCUGGAUGUUGUCCAGGCGCGUCUACUGACGGUAUCGACAAGAAUGCAGCAGAUGGCCGAGCUAUCCAAGAACAUGUCGCACUGGUCACCAGCAACCGGUCACACAUACCUCCCACCCUCAUAUGAGCCUGCAAAGGCUGACGCGGCUGCCAGUCGCAUUGGCAGCCCUACGCUCGCACCCACAGACCCUGAUGCGUCCACCUCGCAAUCACAAACCAAAGACGCCACAGCCGCCAUCGACUCUGCCGCAUCCACCACCCAAUUCUCAGACGCCUUCUUCAUGCGCUCCCUGAACCUGACACAUGCCUAUGGAGACGAGUACAUGGACGAGAACCCCCUGCUUGGCGAGCCUGGCGCCUUCGUCUUCACAAACUCGAAGAGCCACGUCGAUGCACGGAACAAAGCUCAGGAGCAGGCCAGUCAGGCCUCGCAAUCUACCCAGCCUAUCACGAAGACCGACACUCAGCCUACCAGCGUGGCUCCCUCAGCCGUGGCAACACCUAAAGGCAUUGCAACACCUCUAGCUCUGGAAGGACCAAGUAGGAAAGGCAGCGUGGUUGGCCUGCCAAAAGAGGAGAAGAGAAAGAGAAGGAAGAGCAAGGGACUCGCUAGUCCCACAACGCCGGCUGGUCCUGCAUUGUGA
Molecule: messenger RNA, 984 nt
Organism: Macroventuria anomochaeta
Lineage: Eukaryota; Fungi; Ascomycota; Dothideomycetes; Pleosporales; Didymellaceae
Exons: 1
Coding region: 1-984 (327 amino acids)
Biological process (GO): regulation of transcription by RNA polymerase II
Cellular component (GO): mediator complex; core mediator complex
Molecular function (GO): transcription coactivator activity
Source: RefSeq, a predicted model, not a curated record